Messenger RNA from Aphis gossypii (cotton aphid), 3812 nucleotides. RefSeq names its product septin-7 (gene pnut). Gene Ontology annotation, biological process: cytoskeleton-dependent cytokinesis; cilium assembly. Gene Ontology annotation, molecular function: GTP binding; molecular adaptor activity; GTPase activity. The transcript is spliced from 11 exons. Gene Ontology annotation, cellular component: septin ring; septin complex; microtubule cytoskeleton. Lineage: Eukaryota; Metazoa; Arthropoda; Insecta; Hemiptera; Aphididae. The coding region runs from base 251 to 2173 and encodes 640 amino acids. The record is from RefSeq and is a predicted model, not a curated record.
UCCGCAGCCGGCGCAGUAAAGAGAUCGCGUUCGCGCUGCGUGCACGUUUUGUCGACGAUACCAACGACGGGCGCGUUCGGCGGGACUACUACCCUCGCGUGUUGUGGUGGCGCGUUUCCAGUGCGGUGUGCCCGUAGUGUCGCUACUCGUGUAUUGCUCUCGUUUUCAAGCGUUUUUCGAAUAACAAUAAAUUACUCUGUCGUCGUCGCUGCUUGACGCUCGCGACAAUAACAAUAAUAAUAAUAAUAAUAUGAUUAACGGCGAGAGCGGCGACGGCGGCGGCGGCGGAGUGGCAAAACCGACGCCCCCGCCGACGUUGCCCAAGUCUUACACGCCGAGCGCCGCGGCCGCGUAUCGUCUGGCCAGCAUGGAACGCCUGGCCCAACGUCAGCGAAUUUUCGAACAGGGCGGGCCGGCGCCGCCUUCGUCCACCGCGGCGGCCGCCGCCACUGGCACUACCGCCGCCGCCGCCGCCGCCGUCACUGCCACCGCGUCUGCUGACGAUCUCCACCAGCAUCAUCAGUCGUCGCCGGCCGGACCUCCGCCGCCCGUCACCGCACCUAAACCCGUGCUCGGCACCAAGUUACAAAGCAAACGGGAGUUGUUCUUUAAGAAUGACGUAUCAGCAAACGGUACAAUUUCUGGAACUCAAUCUGCUGUUCAAUCAAGUUCCAAUUCAACUUCUCCAGUUCCCCAUCAGAAUUCUGUUACCAGUAUAAAAACUAAUCAAAGUACAAAUUUACCACCAACCGCACCAAUGAAUUUACCACGAGUACCAGUUGCCAUUAAACCUGAGUCAUCAGCGGAGCCUACAGAAAAUAAAGAAAAACUUUUGAAGACAGAUACGUCGGGUACCGGAAAGGUUAACGAUAGGAAAGUGAAGAAAUUAGAUGGAUAUGUUGGAUUUGCCAAUUUACCUAAUCAAGUAUAUCGUAAAGCUGUAAAGAAAGGCUUUGAAUUCACGCUGAUGGUUGUUGGUAGAUCUGGUCUUGGUAAAUCCACCUUAAUUAAUACAAUGUUCUUGGCUGACAUAUAUGGCAAAGAACAUCCUGGUCCCUCUUUACGUGUUGGUAAAACAGUACGAGUUGAAACUAAUAGAUGUAUGUUAAAAGAAAAAGGUGUAAAUCUUUCUCUUACUGUAGUUGAUACACCAGGAUUUGGUGAUGCUGUUGACAAUUCUGAUUGUUGGCAACCGGUGCUUGAAUAUAUUGAGUCAAGGUAUGAAGAAUACUUAAAUGCCGAAUCUAGAGUUAAUAGAAAAGUACAACAUGAUAGCCGUGUACACUGUUGCUUAUAUUUUUUGGAGUCAAAUAGUCAUGGAAUGACACCUUUAGAUGUAGAAUUUAUGCAGAGACUUCAUGACAAAGUAAAUAUAAUACCUAUUAUUUCCAAAGCAGACACCAUGACUCCAGAUGAAGUGACAGAGUACAAAAAACAGAUUUUAAAAGAAAUUGCUCAGCAUAAAAUCAAAAUUUAUGAUUUUCCUGAUUCUGACAAAGACGAAGAUCGUGAAAAUUUAAAAAAACUCAAAGCACGAGUGCCAUUUGCUGUUGUUGGAUCAACUGAAGUUCAUGAAGUGGAUGGAAAGAAAGUGCGUGGUCGAAAGUAUCCUUGGGGUUUAGUUGAAGUGGAAAAUCUUGAUCAUUGUGAUUUUGUUGCCUUAAGAAAUAUGUUAUUGAGAACACAUUUACAAGAUCUAAAAGAAGUGACUAGUAAUGUACAUUAUGAAAACUUCAGAUUUAGAAAGUUGGCUUGUUUCUCAGCUGAUGGUCCAAAAGGAAUGACCAACUCGUGCGCCCCAGGAGCAAUCAACAAUUCCUUCGUUGCUGUUUGGAAUCCAUUAUCCCAAAUGGAAGACGAGAAACGUGAUCAUGAUGCCAAACUUAAGAAAAUGGAAACUGAAAUGGAACAAGUGUUUGAAAUGAAAGUCAAAGAAAAAAAACAAAAACUUAAAGAUUCAGAAAUUGCUUUGCAACAAAAGAAUGAACAAAUGUUGAAAAGAUUAGAAUCUGAAGCUAGUGAAUUGGAUGAAAGGCGUAGGCAACUUGAAGUAGAAAUCAGAGACUGGGAAUCAAGUAGUGGUGUUAGUCUUGACGAACUGAGAAGGCGGUCAUUAGAAAGAGAGACUACCGAUGGAAAGGAGAAAAAAAUCAAGAAAAAAGGAUUAUUCUGAAACGAGUAGUGCCAUAAUAAUAUGUAUAAAAUCAUAUUAUUAUUUAUUAUUAUUAUUAUUCGACCAAGUUGUAUGAAUCGGGUACAAUCUCGUUUGAACAGUUGUAAUGUAACUUAGACUGUCAAACUUGUUACCAAUAAUGUGUGUGUUUAACACAUUUAUAAUAACAAUAUUCUUUUUAUUUUUUACUACUUUAGUUUUAAUGAUUUAGUCUUAAUAAUUUUAUCGAAUCAUUGAUAAUUGUAAUAUGCGUGAUAUACACACAUUUUUUGAGUAAUAAAAUAAUUUGUAAGUAUUUAUUAUAUACAAAUUGUUUUUCAUUUCCAUAGUGUUUAAAUUUUAAACAAAUGAAGCUCAAUUGUGUUAUCCAAAUAUAAAUGAAUAUUACUGCCUGAAUUUUAUCAAAAGCGUAAUUUUUAAGCAAUCACUAACUGACUAUUUUAUUUAUUCCAAUAAUAACAUCAUUUAAUUUUAAUUGAUGAUGAUGACAACCCUGUAGAAUGUACACAUUUCCCAAGAAAUUGCCAUAUUUUUUGUUUUAAGUUUAUACAACAUUAAAACGUGCAUCAAUACUCAUUAGUAUUAUUAUGUAUUAUGAACUUAAAGUUUUUUUUUCUCAAAACAAUUGUUAUAAACAAAUAAAAUUUUAAAUGUCAUCAAUAUCUGUUACUGAAUACAUUCCUUUAAUAGUUUAAUUACGAACAAACCCAUUAUUAAAGCUGUUAAUGCAUUGCUCAAAGUUUUUUAUGGAUUUUGUUUAUUAAAAUAUUCAUUUAUUUAGUAUAUUAUUUGUUUCUAUAAAUAUGUAUUAUUGCUUGAUUACUGGUGAUUAAUAGUAUUAAUUAAGUGCCCUGACAUUAUGUCCAUCCAAUAGUGCUUACUUUAUGAACUAAUAAACUAGUAUUUUUUAGUUAUUAUUUAUUUUUCUUAGAUGGGAAUAUUGUUAAGGAAGAAAAUUUUAAUUUUAUUUUUGUAUGAAUUUAAAAUUUGAUUUAAUAUUUAUAUAUAUAUUAAAAUGUAAUUAAUAUAUAUAUUAAUUCUUUUACUAUUGUAUUGUAAUGAAUCUUGCCUCUGGUAUCUGUAACUAUUAUCUUUUAUAUUAAUUUUGUUUUAAAUUCAUAUACACUUAUAAAUGUGUGUAUUUCUACAUUUACCAAUUUACCAUACCUAAUUAAUAAUUUUUGGACUGUUGAAAUAGUGAGCAAUAUGUCCUGCACGGUAUCAAUUUAAUUGUUAAAAAACAACUUUGUGCUUUCCAUUAAGUUUAUUCCUCCACCGUGAGUAUCUACUCAAUAUUGUUAAACCGUACGGUAUAUUGUAAAUAUAUUUUUAAAUACCAUUAAGAAAAUAACUAGUAACUUUUUAGAUACUAAAUUACCUACGUAAACUAAAUAUUUUUAGUGUUCUUAUUCAUUCUUUUUAUUUUAAAUUUUUAAAUUAUUAUAUUUUUGGUUUUGAUUUAUUAUAAAUACAAUUACAUUUUUAUAGAAAUUAAUGAUAUUUAUUUGAUUUGUUUAUGUAAUAUAGUUUUUUUUAAAAACUGUACUUAAUAAUAAUUAAUUUGUUUAUUUUAUUUAUUUAAUAUUGACCAAUAUUAUUUAUCCAUUUAAAUAUAAUUCAAUAUAUUUCAUAAUAUGUA